Messenger RNA from Spinacia oleracea (spinach), 2198 nucleotides. RefSeq names its product protein DETOXIFICATION 42. Gene Ontology annotation, cellular component: membrane. Gene Ontology annotation, molecular function: antiporter activity; xenobiotic transmembrane transporter activity. The record is from RefSeq and is a predicted model, not a curated record. The transcript is spliced from 13 exons. Lineage: Eukaryota; Viridiplantae; Streptophyta; Magnoliopsida; Caryophyllales; Amaranthaceae. Gene Ontology annotation, biological process: transmembrane transport. Bases 433 to 1980 code for a protein of 515 amino acids.
AUAAAGUACUUUUCCCGAUCCUUUCUAUUGUUCUCAUUUAUCAUUUUAGUCCGUCUCAAAAUAUUUACUGUGAAUACAGUUUUGUCACUUUGUAUAACCAACUUAACCAGAUUUAUUUGUGAAUUUUAAUUUUAAUUACAAUUCUUGCUCUUCUUAUAUUCCCAUAAAAAGCCAAACUAGUGGCCACCUUUUUCCCUCCAAGUAUUCCAUCAUUUUUGCUUUUCUUUGGGAAACGUUUGGUACUUGGGUUUUUCUCUCCAUAAGAAUUUAGUAUCAUCAUUGAGUUAAUGAGUGGAAAAAUUAAUUAAAUUUCACCCUUUUUGGGGCUUUUGAGUGAGAAUUUUAGUGAAAUAUAUCAUCUUUAAACAAUUAAAUUAAAUUAAAUACUCCUAUAAGAAGAAGAAGAAACAAAGGCAUAAGUUGUUCAAAGUUAUGGCUGAGGAAGAUGGAUUAUGUUUUACACAAACCAAGAACAAAAUUCCCCUUUUCAUCUUCUUCAAAAAUGCAAGGAUGAUAUUCAAGAUGGAUGAUAUUGGACAGGAAAUAGCACAAAUUGCAUUUCCUGCUGCACUGGCUUUAACAGCUGAUCCUAUUGCUUCACUAGUUGAUACGGCUUUCAUCGGCCAAAUAGGGCCUAUUGAACUUGCUGCUGUUGGGGUUUCUAUAGCUCUUUUCAAUCAAGUAUCUCGAAUCGCAAUCUUCCCACUCGUAAGUGUAACAACUUCUUUCGUGGCCGAGGAAGAUGCCGUGGCAGAAGUGAGUACUUCUGAACAACAAGAUCAGAUUGGAUGCUUGGAAUCCAACUUAAGUUGUAACAAUGAAGCCAAAGAACUACUACCUCAAUAUGGUUCGGGGGUGAGUCGUGUAAAGUCCGAAACAAGUAGCUUUAGCAUUGAAAGUUCAAAGCCUCAAAGGAGGCACAUUCCGUCUGCUUCUUCUGCGUUGGUUAUCGGUGCAAUUCUCGGUCUUCUUCAGGCGAUCUUCCUCAUUUCUCUCGCAAAACCGUUAUUGAACUACAUGGGUGUCAAAUAUGACUCAUCUAUGUUACCCCCGGCUCAUAAAUACUUGACAUUGAGGUCACUUGGUGCACCCGCUGUUCUUCUUUCAUUAGCUAUGCAAGGAAUUUUUCGCGGUUUUAAGGACACCAGGACUCCUCUAUAUGCCACUGUGGCAGGGGAUGUAACUAACAUAAUUCUUGACCCGAUUUUUAUCUUUGUUUUUCGGUUCGGUGUCAGUGGUGCAGCCAUCGCUCAUGUUAUAUCACAGUACUUAAUUUCAGUCAUACUGUUUUGGAGACUGAUUCAACUAGUUGAUCUCUUACCUCCGAGUACAAAAGACCUCAAAUUCGGUAGAUUUCUCAAGAACGGAUUUCUUCUACUAAUGAGGGUCAUAGCUGUGACAUUCUGUGUGACCUUAGCCGCUUCUAUGGCUGCACGGUUAGGGCCCACUCAAAUGGCAGCGUUUCAGGUCUGCUUGCAAGUUUGGUUGGCUACUUCCCUUCUUGCUGAUGGACUUGCUGUUGCUGGCCAGGCGAUACUUGCAAGUGCAUUUGCAAAGAAUGAUUUUGAAAGAGCAACAUCAACCGCCUCCAGAGUAUUGCAGCUAGGUUUUGUUCUAGGAUUGAUCCUGUGUUUCAUGCUCGGGUUUGGAUUAAAGUUUGCAGCAAGAUUGUUUACCAAGGAUGUUAAUGUCCUUAACCUAAUUACCAUUGGCAUUCCCUUUGUUGCUCUUACUCAACCCAUUAACGCGUUGGCCUUUGUUUUUGAUGGGAUCAACUUCGGAGCAUCUGAUUUUGCAUAUUCAGCCUUUUCCAUGGUGAUGGUGGCUGUUGUGAGCAUUUUGUGUUUGUUAUUUCUUUCUUCCCAUUAUGGUUUCAUCGGGAUUUGGGUGGCUCUAACUAUUUACAUGAGCCUUCGUGCAUUUGCUGGUUUUUGGAGAAUCGGAACAGGAACUGGACCUUGGAGCUUCAUUAGGAGUUGAAUUCUGUUCUAUAGCAUUUCGUACAUAUAGCCAUAGCUCGAGAACUAGAAGGAAUAUUUGGACUUUGUAAAAGGGAAAUUCGAUGACUACUCUCAUGGAAAAUGUGUAUAUAUAUACAAGAUUUCAAGUAGUAGGAAAAUUUGUUAAUUUAUGCCCAUAUUUUGUAUAUUUAUCACCUAAAUUAAUGAAAAUAUAAUGCGCGUUUUAAAAUCUCUCAA